Molecule: messenger RNA, 1519 nt
Organism: Oppia nitens
Lineage: Eukaryota; Metazoa; Arthropoda; Arachnida; Sarcoptiformes; Oppiidae
Product: thymic stromal cotransporter homolog
Exons: 4
Biological process (GO): transmembrane transport
Cellular component (GO): membrane
Molecular function (GO): transmembrane transporter activity
Source: RefSeq, a predicted model, not a curated record
AACAAUAGAACCAUUUAUUUUCAUCAAUACUUUUUCAUUGUCUAUGAAGAAAGUGCCGGUCGAGCAAUUGGUUGAAGACAAGUACUGUCUAAUAACUUAUGGUCUCAACCGUACAUAUUGUUUGAAUUUGCCGACAAUGAAUGACACUGACGACUAUCUUCACAUGAAAUCCCAAAUUUUAGGCGAUGCCACACAAUACACAUUAUACGGUACACUUAUUUUGACAAUACCGUCCAUAGUGGCAGCAUUGUUUGUCGGCUCCUGGACUGACAAGUAUGCCGGUGCCAAAAAAAUAUUGAUGAUUGCCGGUGCACUCAAUGGUAUUGCCGAAGCUGUCAUCUUAAUGUUCAAUAUAUACUUUUACGACAUAUCACCGUUGUAUAUACUGAUGGCAACAAUACCAAUAAUUUUUUCUGGUGGUAUGCUAUCAAUGGCUACGGCUUUCUGGGCCUAUACUGUACUGACAACACCGUUACACAUGUUAGCACUCAGGAUGACUGUCAAUGAGAUUGUCACAUCCAUAGCUGGUAUUUUGGGUACAUAUGUCGGAGGAAAAAUAAUUGCCUCUUCUCCGAUGUUAAACGGGGGUCAACUGCACAACUAUACAGCUAUUAGUUUAUUAUCGGGUGGUUUGUAUACAAUUGCAUUGCUGUGGACUAUAUUUAUGAUAAAUGAACGAAGAGAUCAAAAACGGUUUUACAAACUGUUUGCAAAAGAAUCGGAACAACUGUCUAAUAAUGACGAGGGAAGAGCUCUUCUAUCAGAGGACGGACACCACAGAGAUAAUCAUAGACGACGAGUACAUCCCAUAAAAUCUUUGUUUAAUAUCAAUAAUAUCAAAGAGAUGCUAAUCACAUGCUGUAAGCCACGUAGACAUUAUGUGCGCCUACAGAUUUGGCUACUGAUUCUUUCAAUGGCUAUACUGGUGCUCGCAUACAUGGGUCCACUCAUAUUCCUGUUUCCAUUUGUUCAAAAGAUUUAUCAGUGGGACUCUGAAACCUAUAGUACUAUGAAUGCUCUCAAUGGUUUGGUAUCAUCACUGUGUACUAUAUUUAUCGGACCAUUAUUUAUAAAGAUAUUAGGAUUUAAAGACACAACUCUAGCACUGGUAGGCUUGUUUUCGUUUGUGGCACAAACCACUAUCCGAGGAAUUAUAUUAAAUCCUAAUGGCUUCUACCUGUCCAUACCUAUGGGUGCAUUGGGACCGAUCGGUUUUAUCGGUAUUCGGUCGCAUUUUUCCAAAAUUGUAGAACCAGACGAAUUGGGAAAAGUUAGCUCAUUGAUGGGUGCAGUCGACAGUAUUGUACCAUUGAUAGGAUCGGCAAUAUUUACGGCUAUAUUUAAGUCUACUAUGGAUACAAUGCCUGGGAUGUCAUUUCUCAUAACUAGUAGUCUAUUUAUAAUACCGCUAUCAGUGUUGCUAUGGAUUCACUUUUACACUGUUUUACCACAUUUACAACAACCACCUGUAGUCACAAUUCUAAACAAUGAUAUUGAAAUUAUUGAUGACAUUCAAGUA